This is a messenger RNA of Naegleria lovaniensis, 1650 nucleotides long. RefSeq lists its product as uncharacterized. Gene Ontology annotation, cellular component: cytoplasm. The record is from RefSeq and is a predicted model, not a curated record. The transcript is spliced from 2 exons. NCBI's taxonomy places the organism in Eukaryota, Heterolobosea, Eutetramitea, Acrasida, Naegleriidae. Bases 1 to 1650 code for a protein of 549 amino acids.
AUGAGUACAUCUUCGACUGCUGCUCACAAACAACGCGACUAUUACGAAGUUUUGGGACUUACCAAAGAAGCCACGAAAGAAGAAAUCCGAAAAGCCUACCGAAAACAAGCAUUAAUAUGGCAUCCCGAUAGAAAUAUUGAUAAUGUGGAGGAGGCUACUCAUCGCUUCAAAGAAAUUCAAGACGCCUAUGAAAUUUUAUUUGAUGAUCAGGAACGUGCGUGGUAUGAUGAGAAUAAACAUAUUAUUCUGAGUCGCGGAAUGGCUGCAGCUCGAUAUGGAGGCGAUGAUGAAAUGAAGGAACCCGAACAACAAAAUUUGUGGAGUUUUCUAUCAUCAUCAAGCUAUACUACUUUUAAGAGCAAAGAUAAGAACAACUUUUUCGAGAUUUAUCAACGAGUAUUUGAUACCAUUUUGAAAGAAGAUGAGGAAUAUAAAUCAGCUAAAGCUCCUUCAGCAUCUAAUUUGAAGAGUCCUUCAUUCGGAGAUGAAAAUACACCAUACGAACAAGUGGCCAAGUUUUAUACAUUUUGGUCAACGUAUAAUUCAAAACGAUCGUUUGCUUGGAAAGACAAAUGGAGAUUAUCAGAAGCUGAGAAUAGAUUUGUGAAGAGACAAAUGGAAAAAGAGAAUGAAACGGAAAGAAACAAGGCACGAAAAGAGUAUAACGACCUUGUUAAACACUUGCUCAAGAAGGUUAAGGCAGAUGACCCUCGAGUAAAAGAGGAAAUGAAGAGAAGGAAAAAGAUUCAGGAUGAACUUGAUAAAAAGAAGGAAGAAUCUAAAUUGCUUCAGGAACAAUUGAAAAAAGAAUAUCUGCAAGAGAAGGAACGAUUACGUCAACAAUUAUUGAGUGGCGAAAUUUCUGAUGACGACGUGCUUAAUGAAGAAUUUUCUGAUGAGGAAGAAUUCAAUCAAAUACAUGAUGCACUCGAUGAAGCAGAGGAUGUCUUUGACAACUUUUAUGCCACUAGCAGCAGCAAAAAAGCAGGAAAGAAAAUGAAAGGUGCUAAUAUUCAUGAUGAGGACGAGCAAGAGCCAGUUGUGACAGAGACGACACAAGAAAACGAAAAUCUUCCUGAAGUUGAAGAAAAGAAAACGGAAUAUUCUGCAGAGGAUACUUCACAACAACAACCAGAGGACGAAGAAGAAGAAAAUGCAAAGAAAAAAAAGAAGGAGAAGAAAAAGAAGAAGCUCCAGAAAGGCGUUGUUUAUUUAGAUCGUGAGCAAAUAGAAAUGCUUCGAGAAAGCAUGGAACAAGCCAAAACAUCCUCAAAAAGCAAAAAAUCAAAAAGUAAGAAAAAGAAUAUUGACGACGAAGAAGAGGAAGAAGAAAAACCAAUCAAACAAAAAGGUACCAAGAAGCAACCAAUCAUUGAAAAUAUACAGCCAACAAACAAUGCCACAUCAAAAUCCAAACAACAGAAACAACAGGGUGUUUCAUCCUCGCUAGCGUCUCAGCAAACUACAUCCUCGUCAUCACCCCAAACUCUUCCUCAAUCAAGCACUGAAUCCUCUGAUAGCGUUGAUGUUGAUACUAAGAAUACCAAGCUAGCCUCAGAGGAGAAUGAAAUUGAGGAAGAAGCAGCGUUCGCCGAACGACACAACACCGACAGGAGAAGCUUCAUCAUCAACCACAACAGAUACCACUGA